Condylura cristata (star-nosed mole) is the source of this 931-nucleotide messenger RNA. It is a transcript of the gene WFDC3, whose product is annotated as WAP four-disulfide core domain 3. The transcript has 7 exons. Gene Ontology annotation, cellular component: extracellular region. Gene Ontology annotation, biological process: antibacterial humoral response; innate immune response. Gene Ontology annotation, molecular function: peptidase inhibitor activity. The record is from RefSeq and is a predicted model, not a curated record. Bases 52 to 726 code for a protein of 224 amino acids. Lineage: Eukaryota; Metazoa; Chordata; Mammalia; Eulipotyphla; Talpidae.
GCCGCCUCCUUCCCCGUCCCCUACGCGCGGAGCCUUGCGACUCUCGCCGACAUGUUGAGCUGCCUCUUCUUCCCGAAGGCCCUUCUUGUUCUUGGGUUCCUGGCAUCCUGGGUGACUGCAGGAGAGUAUGUGAAAGAAGGAGAAUGCCCUCCUGACGAGAGCCCAUGCAAAGACCUGUGCCAGGGGGAUGAAUCGUGUCCAGCAGGGCAGAAGUGCUGCAGCAUGGGCUGUGGUCGGGUCUGCCAAGGAGGCAUUCCUGAGGGGAAGAGAGGAGAUUGUCUCGGGGUUGUUCAGAAUCCAUCCUGUUUUAAAAAUUGCAUCAACGAUGAGACAUGUCCGGGUAUAACGAAAUGCUGCACUUUUGGCUGCAAUACAAGCUGUGUAGCCCCAAUGUCUAAGGAGAAGCUGGAGUUUGGCGGGGAGUGUCCUCCCGACCCCCUUCCCUGCGAGGAGCUGUGUGACAGGGACGAGUCCUGCCCCGAGGAACAUAAAUGCUGCAGCACCGGCUGCGGUCACGCCUGCCGUGGGGACAUCCAGGGAGGGCGGGACGGUGACUGCCCUACAAUCUUGGUGGGCCUGUGCAUUAUCAGCUGCGUGACAGACGACAACUGCCAACCCGGGCAGAGAUGCUGUAAGUCAGGCUGUGGCCGCUUCUGUGCCCCUCCAGUUCUGCCAGCCAAACUGGCCGUGCCGCCCACUGACCCGUCAGGCCUAAUUCUGAAUUAGAGGUCCUGGUGUCCUGACUGUCCUGAUGCGUUCUGGAAAGCUUUGGUGACUCCAAGGAGCUUGUCCGGCACCAGGAUGGGUGAAGGUCCCAGGGAGUCUCUCACUUUCUGUGCUAUUCCUGCUGCUGCUGCCUCACGCAUAGGAAACAUGGCCCCGGGGCUGUGGAGUGGGCGUGUGGGGCUUCUUCUCCCUAAUAAAGGCUGGU